CUGGGUUGUCAGGAACUGGAAUUGUCAUAAUAGAGCAGAAUUUCUUGGCUGUUCAACUUAGUUGAUGCUUUGAGAUUAAAUUUAAGGCCCUGAAGCUGUGUACGUUCAUCUCCUUGCUUGAAGACUUUGGCUGGGGAGAUAUCCCCUUUUCAUACGACACCUUGAGCUAUGGAGAGAGUAAGUGCUUGUGGCAUUUGUGCUAGCUGUUUAUAUUUCAAGUCACUAAUAACUAGGUAAAUAUGAUCCUCUCUGAGGAGGAUGCUUUUUUACAUAGGACAGCAAAGGAGCUAUGUCCGUAAUCUGCACAAACAGUGCUGAUGCCUUAGGGCAUGAAAUCGUCCAUCCUGUUUCCCUGCCAGUUCCCCUGCCUGAGGGCUUUUCCUUAGAUCUAGAUUGGCUGAGUUUGUAACUGCAGUAGGAAGAAUGUUACUUUUAAAAACUGAAGUACCUUUACAGCUGGUUGGAGGGGGAAGGGUGACCUGUGGUCAGAAUUCUGAACUACAGUGUAGGGUACCUAAUUUCUGACAGAUUUAUUGUGUGUGUUCAGGUUGUUACUGUUUCUUGCUCUUCAUUCUUUGGUUGCAGUAUACAGUUGACACCCAUCUUAUUGGUGAUUUGAGGAAGAGUUCCUUAAGUGUCUACAAGAUGCUUGGAUACUGUGGUGUUGAAUGCUUUAGUAAAGUUCAGUGGAGGAGAGAUGAAAAUGAUAUUCCAAGCUAUGAGUUCAAAAUGAGGUGGCCUCCUGUGUGAUCCUCUGUCCUGGGUAUUCUGUAGCAUGGUGAAAUUGCUAUAGAGUGGAAGUCAGGCCCUACCUUGUUUAAGACAACUAGGCACUUUGAGAUUCUCUCCAUUCUUUACUUUCCCAGGAGCUGUUUGCUUGUUUUCCUGGCUUUUAACACCUAGCUGAAUCAUUUUGACUUUAAUUGAUCUUCUCUCUUUUUUGCCCCACCAUUUGUUCAAGACUUGGAAAUUGUUCUGUUCAUGUCAGGAUGGUUAUGUAUGAUCUUACUGCUUAUAUCCUCAGACAGAGAGGGUUGAAGGCAGCAGCUUGCAGGCUGGCUCGUAUUUGGAAUGACAUGAGCCACCCUCUCUGGAGUGUUGUCCUGUGAGCUGUGCUUAGGACGGAAAUGGCAUGGAAGGCCCUGUAGGAGUGUGAGAAUAACAUUGCAAUGGUUGGAAUGCAGGAUAAGCAUCACUUGGGUGGGCUCAGUUUUCCUCUGCUUUUCAACAAUGCUGGGUGCCAAGCCUGAGGAAGACCGCUGUGCAGAGGUGAAGGAGCUGGAAUGUAUUCUUCAGUUGAGGUGAAUGCAAUUCAGUGAAACUGAUAGGCAUCAAACUGAAUAAUGAUUUUAAAGUAUUUUCACAUGAUGUCUAAUCUGUGGAAAUUCACUACCACAUAAUAGCACUGAGGCUAAGAGCUGAGCAGGAUUCAGAAAGAUCAAGCGCUUAUGAGUGGAAACGUUCAGACUUGCUUUAGCUAAAGAGCUUGCUUUAGAAGGUGUAUUUUUCAGACACAACCCAAUCUCUUAACAGGUAAAGGUUUGAAGAAAGGGCAGUUUGUUCCAUAAUUGUCCACUGAAGCUUUUUGCUCCAUCUUUUAAACCACCUUGUAUUGGCCCACAUCAGAGGCAAAGGCACUGAAUCACACGUAUUUGCUGUUAGGUGGCCACUAACCUUUUUUUCGGUGAUAACUGCAUUAGUUAAAAAACCAUCAGCCAAAACACAAACCCACAAAGCACUCCAGCUGCUUUGAUUAGGCCUGGUGCUUGAGGAUUUUAAGCUGGUGAAGAGCAGGGUCCUUGGAAAGAUAGUGCAGUCCACAGAUAAGGACUGUCUUAUUCGUGAAUGUGAACACAUAUAAGUAUUGUCUCUUCAUGCCAAGUGGUCAGGAAAAGCACUUUGUGCUUCCUGCUGUUGCUUGUAAAAAGGGAAAGAAUGUGUGGAGUUUGGCCUUUCCACGUUGCAGUCUUGUAGUGGACUUUAGUCCAGAGGGCAGUUGAAAUGAAGGGCUUUAAGGCUGUUCGAGUGAGAUCCAGUAUGUUGUAGUGUGAGCCUCAGCACACUAGUGUCUGAGAAGACAGUCUGUGUCCUGUGCUCAUGUCCAAUCUAUGUUGAGGAUCAAGAGAAUCAUCAGUGCUGCUUAGUCAAGUAGGCAUAAAUUCUGUUUGAUGAAUAGGCUAAUAAAGGAGCUGUUGGCCAGAUGCUGCUGGAUGCUGACAGGGGAAAGCUGAUUCAGAAACAAGUGGCCAGAAAUGUUUGGACACAUCGUCACAUUGGAUCUGUAAGUCCUUUGUCCCUGCUUCAUGAGGCUUUGAAUUUGAGCCCAGGCUGGUAACCUGCUUUUGGAGCCACACAGGUGGGAGGAUGUCAAGCACCGCUCCGUCAAAGAAGCCUUACCGCAAGGCACCCCCGCAGCAUCGGGAGAUCCGCCAUGAGGUACCCAUCAUCCGGGAUGACCAGGAUGGAGUGAUCUUGGCUGAACAGAGUCAGGAACCCUUGACGGAUGCAGAAAGGAUGAAGCUAUUGCAGCAUGAGAAUGAGGAGCUGCGCCGCAGGCUGACCUAUGUGACUAACAAAAUGGAAGCGAUGGAGAGGGAGCUGGAGUCUGGUCAGGACUACCUGGAGAUGGAGCUGGGCCAGAACCGUGAGGAGCUGGAGAAAUUCAAGGACAAAUUCCGUAGGUUGCAGAACAGCUACACAGCUUCCCAGAGAACCAACCAGGACCUGGAGGAGAAGCUGCAUGCCCUGGCCUCUCUCAGCCAAAGCUGGAUUUUUGCAAUUAAAAAGGCAGAGAUGGACCGCAAGACACUGGACUGGGAGAUUGUAGAGCUCACUAAUAAAUUGCUUGAUGCCAAAACCACCAUCAAUAAACUGGAGGAACUCAAUGAGCGCUAUCGACAAGACUGUAACCUUGCAGUACAGCUGCUGAAGUGUAACAAGUCCCACUUCAGGAACCACAAGUUUGCUGAUCUUCCCUAUGAGCUGCAGGACAUGGUCAAUAAGCAUUUGCACAGCACUCAGGAGUCCGCAGGCCCUGGUCAAGAAGCAGCCCAUACAUUGGCUCCAUCUGAUGUUGUUCCCACCUCGGUGAUUGCCAGAGUCUUGGAGAAACCAGAAUCUCUGGUUCUGAAUUCAGCCAAGUCUAGCAGUGGCAGCUGUCCCAUGGCCGAGGAUGUCUUUGUGCACGUGGACAUGAGUGGUACACCUCCUGAUGCCUGCAGCAGUGCAGGACAGUUGGGGAAGGAGGGAGGAGAUGCAGGAAAACAGCAGAAUGGUGGCUGCAAGCCUCAGAGCAGUGUGGAGAGUGUGCCGGAGGAGGUGCCUGCCUUUGAGAAGCUAAGCCCGUACCCUACACCAUCCCCUCCCCAUCCGAUGUACCCUGGGCGCAAAGUGAUUGAGUUCUCUGAAGACAAGGUGAGGAUCCCAAAGAACAGCCCCCUGCCCAACUGCACGUAUGCUACGCGCCAGGCCAUCUCCCUCAGCCUGGUGCAGAGUGAAGACGAGAGCUGUGACAGGCAGCGGACGCUCCCCAACAGCCCUGCCUCAGAAGGGCGCCGUUCAGCCUCCAGCUGCUCCUGUCAGCAGUCGCCCAAAGCAGCCCGGCCUCACGGCUCUUCCCAGAGCAGCCCGUUCAGCAGCCCCCCCCAGAUCCCCAGCGCCUUUGCCAGCUCCGCCAGCUCCGAGGAGGACCUGCUGGCCAACUGGCAGCGCAUGUUUGUGGACAAGGCUCCCCCCACCUCGGAGCGGGUGCUGAUGAACCGCACGGCUUUCAGCCGUGACACAGCCCCCGAGCUCCAGAAGAGGUUCAGCCGCUCUAUGCAGGAGCUGGGUAGGGCGGCCUCAGUUUAUUCGGAUGGUGAGGAGUCUGCACAGAGCUGCAGCUGGACUGUGAGCCGGGACUCAAGCGUGGAGACGGACAGCACUGAGUCCAGAGCCCGCAGGAGCCAUUUCUCCUCAGACUAUGGUACAGAUUUCUCCCAGGAUGAAGCUCAGAAGCUGUUGCAGGAAAGUGGUGGGGGUACCACUGAGCCUGGAAGCCCCUCACCAGAGAAGCACAAGGACUAUGUAGACCUGGGCUUGCCUGAGAGCCCAGCUGAGGAGAGAGAAAUGUUGCUCCAGGGAAGCAAGGAGAGCAACCAAGGAGGUGCCCAAGAAGAAAGUGGAGAAGGCAGGGUCAAGCCUCCCUUCAGUCGGCCGCACCGCAGUCCCAAGAGGAUGGGUGUCCACCACUUGCAUCGCAAGGACAGUCUGACGCAAGCCCAGGAGCAAGGCAACCUUCUCAGCUGAGGCGGGGCAAGAAGCAGCCACAUGCUGCAGAGCUGUGGGAUGCCUCCAUCUGUCCAAUUCUGAGGAAGGAACCCCCUUUAGUACCCUCCUCCUGGGGGGCUCUGCUCUGAAAUUUUGUAUUAUUCUCUUCUUUUGCUACCUGGAAGAGCUGGAGUCCACCUUCCCCAGCACCUCAGACCCACAGUACUAGCACACACAGUGUGCAGAAGCGCACCCACUGCCCUGGCACAGCCGCAGCUCUCUUCAACAGCCUCACACUGGUGCCUGUACCGGAGCUCAUUCUUGGUACCCCUCGUCCUGGUGCCUGUGCCUCUUAAUGCUCACAUCUUCCUUCCCCCUUCCCACUCAGGUACCUGAGGCCCUGGGUGCUCUCAUGCUGGUUGCCUGCAGCCGCUCUGCUCUCUUUUAACUUGUGCCAACAGGGCAGAGUGCCUGUGUGGUGGUGUCUGAUUCCCUGGGAGCCCCCAGGGGCUGUGAGUGGGGCACCAGGACUCUCCCAGCAGAUGGCUCUGUGCCCCUGGGGAUGUGCUGGGAUUUCUGGUGUCUCAUUUUCCUGCUGGUUUUGUUUUCUCCAGCUGCCCUCUGGGUGGUUCUCCAGAAUCUGCCUCUGCAGGUCCCCAUCGCUUGCCUCCUGCAUUGGGCUCAGCAUCCAGGCCCCCCCAAGGCAGUGCACGGAUGCUGGUGCUGUGGUGUGGGGCAUGGGUGCUGUUUGCUGGGGUGGUUUGGGAGGCACCACCUGGGCACUGGGAUCUGUGUUUGUGUGUCCCUCACACCUUCCCCUGCUCUUCGUGCUGUUGUUUUGUUUGUACAGUGCUGAUGCUUUGCUCUUGGGUGGGCUUGCUUUCUUCUUUUCAAGCCUUUGGUUUUGGGGUGUAUUGUUUUUCCUUUCUCCCCGCCCUGCAUAAACAGACACAGCCGCUGGCAGCCAGUCUGAUGCCUGCAUUGAGGGUGUGUUGAGGAGGCUCAGAUUGGCGCUGUGCUUCCCUCUGAUCCUGGCUUCCAACCUGCAGAAACCCCUCCAGACUCAAGAACAAGGUCUUGCUCCAGGCGAUCAAGGUGUGAUGGAUGCCACUGGGCUCGGUGCAGGGCUGGCAGGGAUGUGAGGGCAGCUCCCUGCAGACACACUACCUCAUGGCUCAGCAGCAGCCCUUUGCCAGGGGCUCCUCGCACACCCCCUUCUCUGGGGGCUCCAGGCUGGCUCUGGUGCCUCUCUGGGGCCUCCCCUUCUGGAUAGGGCCUGUCUGUGCGUUUCUCCUAGUGUAGUGUGAUAAUGUGUGACUUUUCAUCUCAGUCUUUUGUGCUCAGUGUCUUGUUAGGGGGGAGGGAAGGGGAGAGGUCUGUAGAUGUAGAUUUUUUUUGAGGGCUUACAAAGCCCAGGCAUCCUAUUUUAACUGUCCUGUGCCCUUGUCUGUCUGGUGUUUCUUGGCUCCCCGAGGGGUGCAAGGCAGGGUAGCCUGGUUCCCUGUGCCAUGCUCCCCCUUGAAUCCACUGGCUGUCCUCAGCCUGCUGUCUGGAUUUUGAGUUGGGUUUGUGUUGUCCUCCCACCCUACUCAGCGAGGGCUCUUCACUGGGCUGUAACCAGCAGCCCUCUCUCUGGGAAGGGAGCUUCUGUUCAUAGCUUACAGCAAGAUGCGUGGCCAAGAGCUGCCUCGGGCCCUGCUCCCCUCCUGAAACCCCUGUCUCUGGACAGGGCCUGCAGCUGGGGCCAGCCAGGGCUUCAGCUCGAGCCUGGAGGCUCCAGGGCCUGUGAAAGGGAGCUGCAGGCGCCUGUGGUGGCUCUGUAGGUUGCUUUACGUCCCCUGCUGCCUCGUUUCCCACCUCCAACAUUGUGGAGCUGAUGCCACCCUCUGGCGGGGACUUGGAACUCGGUGUUUCACUACAGUAUUUUGCUGGAUACCUGUGCAAACAGGCUGCUGCUGAGAGCAGGAGCCUCCUCUGAGCCUGCAGGGUGUUCAUCUACCCGGACCUGAACGUGGUGGUGAGGUCCUUGCUUUUGCUUUCAUCAGCUGCUCCACUGCUGCAUUUCUUCUGUUCUUCUGCAGCGUUGCUGAGGCCUUGUACGUGCAGUGGCUGCCAGCUCCUGCCUCACAGACAUCACCUGGGCUUGGAUGCCCACCAAGUGAGCUCCUCUGGCUCCCUGAGGGGGAGGUGUUGCCCCGUUUUCCGGUGUGCUGGUCAGGGGAGCAACCCCACUCUUGCUGAAGCAGCUAGCCUGAUGGUGCUGGGCAGAGCCAGCCUCCCUCUGCUACCUUUGGUCAAGGCAGCCUUAAAAGAGAAAUGGAGGGGUGGCAAAGGGGUGCCCAGGGCCUCACCAGACCCUUCUUCAUAGUAUUAGGCUGCUGGCAGAGGUUGAGGGGGAGCCUCAAGAGGAGCAGAGCCCUCUCCCAGUGGCCAUGGUGCCUGACCUCUGCACUCCUGCUGGCCUCUGGCAGUAUUGGCUCUGGGCCCCUGAGCUGACCCAUUUUCAGUGUCCCAACUCCAGACUGUUAAUCUGUAACUAAUGUGUUUUUUUUCUGACAUUUUCAAACUGAUGUAUAUUUUAAGACCAGAAAUAAACUAUUUUAAAAGUA
This is a messenger RNA of Pezoporus occidentalis (night parrot), 6857 nucleotides long. RefSeq names its product tight junction associated protein 1 (gene TJAP1). The record is from RefSeq and is a predicted model, not a curated record. Bases 2365 to 4287 code for a protein of 640 amino acids. NCBI's taxonomy places the organism in Eukaryota, Metazoa, Chordata, Aves, Psittaciformes, Psittacidae. Gene Ontology annotation, biological process: Golgi organization. The transcript is spliced from 11 exons. Gene Ontology annotation, cellular component: trans-Golgi network.